AGGCGGCAGCAGAGGCAGCGACAGUCUCGGCCGCCUCGCAAUCGCGUUUUUUCAGUGGCUGUCCUGACGUUUCCCGUACCGCCGUCAGUAGAUCAUUUGCGUUCGACUCGUUGACACUGCGAUUUCGCACGCCGCAUUGUGUUGGCGUUUAUAAUUGUGCGCGCGCGCUCGCCUGUCCUAAAGUUUUAAAUCGCAAAGAUAUUCAUAAUAAUAUAUUAUUAUUAUAUCAUAUUGCACGCCGUCGUCCGAGUGUGUGCGCGCGCCUCCUGGUCGUCGGUUCGUUUUGCGCGCGCGCGUACUUGCGUUAAAAUCGCGUACUACCUAUCUAUAUUAUAGUUAUUAUUAUUAUUUUAUGUCGCUCGAGUGUGCGUGAAGAGUGCGGUUACCCAGUGCGCGACGACGAAAUUCACUUUUUCGUUUCCCUCCUCCCCACUUUGUUGUUGUGGUUUCGAUCGCGCCUCCGUGGCGAAAAUACGAUGCCGCUGGUCGAUCGGUGCGGCCCCCCGUCCCUGUAAAUCCCUCGAAAAAUCUCCCCGGACGAUAAAAGAGUCUGCCGAAAUCAUACGGUUGUCGUAGCGCGUUAUUGCCCGUCGAACGUUCAUCGCACGUUCUUAGGAACGUAUCGAUCGAGCGUCUGCCGAACGACGACGGUAAUGCCGUCGCCGAACCGUGGUAUCCGUUCGGGUGCGACCGCUGUGGUAACUGUUACUGUUGUGCGAGGAGCGAGAACAGCAGUCGCGGUCGCGGCGGCAGAUUGAGCUUGUUGAGCGAUGCCGGCCAGUGGCCGCGGACCGGACCCGACGGCCGCCGCGGUAGCAGCAGCAACAGCCGUCGCGGUUAAGAAGACCUCGCUGGAGAGCGGCGACGAUUCCGAAGAGGAAAGCGAAAUCCUGGAGGAAAGCCCCUGUGGUCGGUGGCUUAAGAGACGUGAAGUGGUGGAGCAACGAGAUGUUCCCGGAAUCGACUGCGCGUACUUGGCCAUGGACACUGAAGAGGGAGUGGAGGUGGUGUGGAACGAGGUGCAGUUCUCGGAGCGUAAAAACUACAAGGCCCAAGAAGACAAGAUCCGGCAGGUGUUUGAAAGCCUCACUCAACUCCAACAUCCCAACAUCGUGAACUUCCAUCGGUACUGGACGGACACGCAUAACGACAAACCACGCGUCAUAUUCAUCACAGAAUACAUGUCUUCUGGCUCGUUGAAACAGUUCCUAAAGCGUACCAAACGCAACGUGAAGAAGAUUUCACUGACCGCGUGGAAACGAUGGUGCACGCAAAUCCUAUCGGCCCUAAGUUACUUGCAUUCAUGUUCACCGCCCAUCAUCCAUGGGAAUCUGACCUGUGACACGAUAUUUAUCCAACACAAUGGACUCGUGAAAAUAGGAUCAGUUGCUCCGGACACCAUUCACGUGCACAUCAAGACUUGCCGGGAAAACAUGAAAAACAUGCAUUUCAUCGCGCCUGAAUGCGGAAAUUUCGUGACUCCCGCCAUCGACAUUUACGCGUUUGGCAUGUGUGCGUUGGAAAUGGCUACGCUGGAGAUACAGGGCAACGGCGACAGCGGCACGCUAGUCACGCAGGACCACAUCAACCGCACGAUCGAGUCGCUGGACGACCCACUGCAAAAGGACCUGAUCUACCAGUGUCUAACGGCCGAUUUUGAGAAACGUCCGUCGGCCCGGACGUUGCUCUUCCACCCCGUACUGUUUGAGGUGCACGCGUUGAAACUACUCGCGGCGUACGCUCUGGUCAAGACUGAACAUUUUGCCGACCGACUGUCCGAUGAGGUGUAUCCUCAGGAAAAAGUGAUUGCUGAGAUACUGCACCCCGACGACGAAACUCGAUCGGUCCAAUUCAAAAUGUCCGAUGUCCCGGAAAGCAAUAAGCUCGAAAAGUUCGUCGAAGACGUCAAAUUUGGCAUUUACCCGUUGACUGCAUAUGCCCUGGAAGCUGGACCUGUGCGGCUUACCACGUAUCAGCCACAGAGUCCGACCGGUUCCAUGGACCAGUCUAUCCCGUCGGAUAGGAGCAGCUCCGGCCCGAUCGACGUCGAAGUCAGACGUAUCGUCAACACGAUGUGUAACAUCAAACCGCGAGACGAUGCUCAAAAUGACUUUAUGAUGACAAUUCUACUGCGGAUGGACGACAAGAUGAAUCGUCAACUGACGUGUUCCAUAACGGACGCGGACACGGCGCUGUCUCUCUCUCAGGAGUUGGUGCACUUCGGCUUCAUCAAUGAGUCGGACAAGGACAAGAUAUUCGUGAUCAUCGAAGAGACACUGUCCGAGGGCCCACACUUCAAAGAAGACUACGACCACUCGUCCGUGCCGGUGGACGUCGAAUCGCCGCCGAUGUCGCAGAAACGAUCGUCGGCCGCCGCCACCCCGUCGUCGUCGUCCAGGCCCAGCGUCAUACGGUCGCCCGUGAAACGCGACGGCAGUUAAUGAUAGCUACGUGGCCAACGCCAGUUGGUCACUCGGUUUCGUCCAACCCGUCGACCGUCGGCGACGACCCCGCGGCCACGAACCGCGUACCGUUUAUAUUCGCUUCUUCCAAGUUUAAAAAGUAUAAAAAACACAUUGCAGUGCGUCAUCGUUACGAUAACGUCGACCAUAUUUCCUCCAACCGGUCAUCCACGUCAAUUCAAAUCAAACAAAACGUGCGAGAAACAAAAGCGAAUUCAAUAAAACAACAACAAUCUCCCCCUUGCAUAUUAUACGUCAUACAAACUCGUCGAGUGUUAAACAUACACACCCACCCACACACACACACAUAUAUGUAUAGUGUUUAUGUAUAUAAAUAUAUAUUAUAAUAGAACAUAAGAACGUAGACUUGAGUCAUAAUAUUGUUAUAAGUAUAUAAUAUAUAUACAUAAUAUAUAAAUGUAUGUAUGUACGAGAGUAUAUUAUUAUAUAUUCGAUUACGAUAAGCUUAAUAUUUUAUACUGAAUAUUAAUAAUAUAAUAAAAAAUAAUAAUAAUAAUAAUAAUAAUAAAGAUAACGAAAAUAAUAAAAUAAUGUUUAAUUAGAAUAUGGGAAAAAGACACCUACAUUAUUUGUUUUAUAUGAUACAUAUUAUAUUAUACUCUAUAUUAUAUUCAAUUAUUAAAUAUCCGUCGUACAAUUUUUAUUGUUAAUCACAUCAUAUUCAUUCCAACAAAAACAAAAACAAAAAAAAAUUUAAAAAAAAAUAAAGAUUUCAAAAGAAUCGCUCAAUGUAAUUUUUUAUAUAAUUAUUUUAUUUAUUUUUAUUUUUAUUUUUUAAUUAUUAUUAUUAUCGAUGCUUUUAUUCAACGUGCUCUAUUUAUUAUUAUUGUUCACAUUCAUCAUUUAAACAUAUUAUUAUCUUCUCUCAAACUCGUUAAUCAGUUACCUACCUGUCUUUUUCGGCUAAUUAUAUAUUAUAUUAUGUAUGGUCUCAAAAGUCGUAUGACCUUCCGCUAUUUACACUGUGUACAUGUAGAACUAUUUUAACACGUUUACUAUGUACCAAUUUAUGUCAUUCGCCUAACAAAUGUACGGUGUGUUGCGUUCAAAAUGUGAUAUGUUUUAAAUUUUUUUUU
Messenger RNA from Acyrthosiphon pisum (pea aphid), 3559 nucleotides. RefSeq names its product MLF1-adaptor molecule (gene Madm). Gene Ontology annotation, molecular function: protein kinase activity; ATP binding. Gene Ontology annotation, biological process: protein phosphorylation. The coding region runs from base 771 to 2441 and encodes 556 amino acids. NCBI's taxonomy places the organism in Eukaryota, Metazoa, Arthropoda, Insecta, Hemiptera, Aphididae. The record is from RefSeq and is a predicted model, not a curated record. The transcript has 10 exons.